Messenger RNA from Nicotiana tabacum (common tobacco), 1928 nucleotides. Its product is annotated as putative E3 ubiquitin-protein ligase ARI8. Lineage: Eukaryota; Viridiplantae; Streptophyta; Magnoliopsida; Solanales; Solanaceae. Gene Ontology annotation, molecular function: zinc ion binding; ubiquitin-protein transferase activity. The record is from RefSeq and is a predicted model, not a curated record. Gene Ontology annotation, biological process: protein ubiquitination.
CUCCUAUUGGGCUUCAAGCACAUAUUUAUCUCUUAAAUUACCUUAUUAAAGCAUAAACAUAUACGUACCCUACAAGCCUUCUUUUCCUCCAAAAGCCCUACAACUUCUCUAGGGUUUAUUAGUAAUAUCUUUCUAGUUUCAGCAUAUCAAAAUUUUGCUAAUGGAUUCUGAUUAUGAUAUUUAUGAUAUGGAUUCUGAGCCGGAGCCAGAAGAGGAAGAUUUUUUCAGUGAUGAACCAAUUAUCAACUCACAUAAUCAGAAAGAUUACACAAUUUUGAAGGACACUGAUAUUCAUCAACUGAUCAAAGACGAUAUAUCGAAAACUACAACGAUUCUUUCGGUCAAAAGAGACGUCGCUUUGGCUCUUCUUCGCCAUUAUAAUUGGAACAUGACUAAAGCUAACGAAGAAUGGUUCGCUAAUAAACUCGAGGUUAGUAAGGCUAUAGGUAUGUUAUUGGAGAAAGAAGAAACUACGUCUUUGGAUUCUAAUCUUGUGAAUUGUGGUAUCUGUUUUGAGGAAUAUACUGUUGAUAAGAUUGCUUUUGCUGCUUGUAAACAACAUCCUUUUUGUAAGGGAUGUUGGGAAUGUUACAUUAGCACGUCAAUUAAUGAUGGUCCUAAAUGUCUUGUUUUACGUUGUCCAAAUCCAUCUUGUAAUAUGAUGGUAGGUGAAAGUAUGAUUGUUAAGUUGGCAUCUGAUAAAGAUAAAUUGAAGUAUUAUGAUUAUAUGUUUAGAUCUUAUGUUGAAGAAAAUAGGAAGAUUAAGUGGUGUCCUGCCCCUGGAUGUGAAUAUGCGGUGGAAUUUGAAAUUGGGAGUGAAAAUUAUGAUGUGAUUUGCGAUUGUUCGAAUGAUUUUUGCUGGAAUUGCUUGGACGAGAUUCAUCGCCCGAUUGAUUGCAACACUAUAGAAAAAUGGAAAAAUAGGAAUUUUGAAGAAGCUGCGAAUACGAAGUGGAUUUUAGCUUUCACUAAGAAAUGUCCCCAGUGUAAUAAAUCCAUUGAGAAAAAUAAGGGAUGUAUGCAUAUGACUUGUGUGUGUUAUUACCAAUUUUGUUGGCUUUGUUUGGCAAAAUGGGAUAGUUGUAUUGGUGGAUGUAAUGGUUUUGAGGAAAACAAAGAGGUAAAAGAAGCCAAGAAAAAUAUUCUAAGGUACACACAUUACUAUGAGAGAUGGGUGUCAAAUGAGAAGUCAAAACAACAGGCUUUAAAGGAUUUAAAUGAGAUGAGAAACGAAGGAGUGAAAAAGCUAAGUGAAUUACACUCUUUACCUGAGACUGAAUUGGAAUUCAUUAUACAAGCUUGGCAACAAAUUGUUGAAUGUAGAAGAGUCUUGAAAUGGUCUUAUGCCUAUGGAUUUUAUUUACCAGAAGAGGACAAGGUGAAAACACAAUUUUUCGAGUACUUACAAGGGGAGGCAGGGGCAGAUUUAGAGCGACUUCAUCAUUGUGCAGAGCAAGAAUUAUUGGAUCAUCUCGGAUCUACCAAGAAAUUGGAUUAUACAGAGCAAGGAUCUUACAAGAAUUAUGAACGUUUUCGUUCGAAACUUAUUGGUCUGACUAAGGUUACCGGAAAUUACUUUGAGAAGUUGGUUACUGCCUUAGAAAAUGGGCUCAAAGAUGUGAAUUCAAAAGAAUACAAGAGAAAAAGGGAAAUACCAAUGAGUAACAUUACUGUUGAUGAUUCAAGCAUGUGGGCAUGUGACAGGUGUAGUUUCUUGAAUGCAGAUUAUUAUACUGUUUGUCAAAUGUGUGUGGUAGAUUGAAGAAAAUUUAAUCCACUUAAUGCAACCAUGAGUUAGUCAGAGUAUGAGAAUAAUAGUAUUAGUUACUGAAUUUAGAAGAGGUAUUUUUUUUCUUUGUUUUCCUUAACAAGUUGGUCGAUUGAUUAUAGAUUAGUAAUCUAAAGAUUGGACCUUUUCUCAAUGUCUU